AUGCCACUGGGAGAAGGCCGGUGUGCUGGCACGGAGCCGCACCACCCGCUGACGACUGGCAAGCGCGACGAGGGCGAGGACGAGGCCAAUGCAGCCGCCGCCGGCGUGUUUCAGAGACAAGUCCUCUACUCUGACCCGGCCAUCGAAAGGAGGGUGUCGCAGACCCUCUCCGGAUUCUUCCACACCCACCACUCAGGCAGCAGUCUCUGUUUCAGUAAUUUGUCCGGGGAAGGCGCCCCUCUGGUCGACCCUUUGCUCCCUUUUCUUCGCGGGAGCUACGCUAGGGUCAAGCUCGAACAACGCAUCAACAACCUUCUCCUCUGCAAAUGCAAGGAAUCGCAAUAA
Molecule: messenger RNA, 345 nt
Organism: Triticum turgidum subsp. durum (durum wheat)
Lineage: Eukaryota; Viridiplantae; Streptophyta; Magnoliopsida; Poales; Poaceae
Source: the annotation of a GenBank genome assembly